UUGGCGGGCGGACCUGGCUGUGCGGGGCGGAAGUGGGCAGCUGCGGUCCAAGCGGAGCCGCGCUGCGGGCGGGACCUGGCCGAGCUGGAGGGCGCCGGGGAGAGGAGCUCGGGCGGCCCCCGAGGCCCUGGCGAGCGGGCAGCUGCUGGGCCUGCGGCUACCGGAUCGGCGCCCGGGGAGCGCGGAGGGGAUGGGGCGCCGAGCCGGGUGGGGGCGGGGGCCUCGGCCAUGUUCGCGGGGCUGCAGGACCUGGGCGUGGCCAACGGCGAGGACCUGAAGGAGACGCUGACCAACUGCACGGAGCCGCUUAAGGCCAUCGAGCAGUUCCAGACAGAGAAUGGCGUGCUGCUGCCCUCCCUGCAGUCGGCCUUGCCCUUCUUGGACCUGCAUGGGACACCCCGGCUGGAGUUCCACCAGUCGGUGUUUGAUGAGCUUCGGGACAAGCUGCUGGAGCGGGUGUCAGCCAUCGCCUCCGAGGGGAAGGCUGAGGAGAGGUACAAGAAGCUGGAAGAGCUUCUGGAGAAGAGCUUUUCUCUGGUGAAGAUGCCGUCUCUGCAGCCGGUGGUGAUGUGCGUCAUGAAACACUUGCCCAAGGUGCCUGAGAAGAAGCUGAAGCUGGUGAUGGCUGACAAGGAGUUGUACCGGGCCUGUGCCGUGGAGGUGAAGCGGCAGAUCUGGCAGGACAACCAGGCGCUCUUCGGCGACGAGGUCUCCCCGCUGCUGAAACAGUACAUCGUGGAGAAGGAGAACGCGCUCUUCAGCCCCGAGCUCUCCGUCCUGCACAACUUUUUCAGUCCUUCCCCCAAGACGAGGCGCCAGGGUGAGGUGGUGCAGAAGCUGACCCGCAUGGUGGGGCGCAACGUGAAGCUGUACGACAUGGUGCUGCAGUUCCUGCGCACACUCUUCCUGCGCACCCGCAACGUGCACUACUGCACGCUGCGCGCCGAGCUGCUCAUGUCCCUGCAUGACCUCGACGUCGGCGACAUCUGCUCCGUGGACCCCUGCCACAAGUUCACCUGGUGCCUGGACGCUUGCAUCCGAGAGCGGUUUGUGGACGGCAAGAGGGCCCGGGAGCUGCAGGGGUUUCUUGACGGAGUAAAGAAAGGGCAGGAGCAAGUCUUGGGGGACCUGUCCAUGAUCCUGUGCGACCCUUUCGCCAUCAACACCCUGUCACUGAGCACCGUCAGGCACCUGCAGGAGCUGGUCGGCCAGGAGAUGCUGCCCAGGGAGAGCCCGGACCUCCUCCUGCUGCUCAGGCUGCUGGCGCUGGGCCAGGGGGCCUGGGACAUGAUCGACAGCCAGGUGUUCAAGGAGCCCAAGAUGGAGGUGGAGCUGGUCACCCGGUUCCUGCCCACGCUCAUGUCCUUCGUGGUGGACGACCACACCUUCAACGUGGACCAGAAGCUCCCGGCGGAGGAGAAGGCCCCCGUCACGUACCCGAGCACGCUGCCGGAGAGCUUCACUAAGUUCCUGCAGGAGCAGCGCAUGGCCUGCGAGGUGGGGCUGUACUACGUGCUGCACAUCACCAAGCAGAGGAACAAGAACGCGCUCCUGCGCCUGCUGCCGGGGCUCGUGGAGACCUUCGGUGACCUGGCAUUCAGCGACAUCUUCCUGCACCUGCUCACGGGGAACCUGGCGCUGCUGGCGGAUGAGUUCGCUCUGGAGGAUUUCUGCAGCAGCCUCUUCGACGGCUUCCUCCUCACCGCCUCCCCAAGGAAGGAGAACGUGCAGCGGCACGUGCUGCGGCUCCUCAUCCACCUGCACCAGCGCGUGGCCCCGUCCAAGCUGGAGGCCCUGCAGAAGGCACUGGAGCCCACUGGCCAGAGUGGAGAGGCGGUGAAGGAGCUUUAUUCCCAGCUCGGUGAGAAGCUGGAGCAGCUGGACCACCGAAAGCCAAGUCCGGCCCAGGCUGCGGAGACCCCGGCCCUGGAGCUGCCCCUCCCGGCCGUGCCUGCCCCGGCUGUGCUCUGAGGCUCCGCCUGGGGCUGCUCGGCCAGAGGAGACCCCCUUACCUGCGAGAGCCAGGAGCCCGACUUUCCUGGAUGGGCCUGGGGGUGGGCUGAGCAGGGCCCCCCUGCCCACCCCUUGGCCUCGCCUGAACUCAGACCUGGGAGGUGUGUGCCUCUCGUGGGAAGGGGUUUGCAAGCCCUCGCCAGCUCGGGAUCUGUGCUCCCAGGCCCAGGACAGCUGCUGGCUCCCGCCUUGCGUUGUGGGUUUGUAGUGCUGCUGGGCAGGCAGGCAGUGUCUUGGGGAAAAAGUCACCUGUUUUCCGAGGCCCGAGGGGAAUUAGGUGGCUGGUGGGUUGGCGCGACAUCACCGGGUUUGCUCUCCGAGGGCGUCCUCCCAUGUGGAUGCUCCCCAGUAGCCUGCCUGGGGGUCAGGGCCUGGCCCUUCCUGCUGCCUUGGUUUACCCUCAGGUGACGUGCUCCCGGUUCAGCCAGGCGGGUGGCUCAUGGUGACACUUUUACUCAUGUAAAUAAAAGGCGUUUUGGUAAAUCCA
Messenger RNA from Sus scrofa (pig), 2500 nucleotides. It is a transcript of the gene NELFB, whose product is annotated as negative elongation factor complex member B. The record is from RefSeq and is marked validated. Gene Ontology annotation, biological process: negative regulation of transcription elongation by RNA polymerase II. Lineage: Eukaryota; Metazoa; Chordata; Mammalia; Artiodactyla; Suidae. Gene Ontology annotation, cellular component: nucleus; NELF complex.